Molecule: messenger RNA, 8251 nt
Organism: Microplitis mediator
Lineage: Eukaryota; Metazoa; Arthropoda; Insecta; Hymenoptera; Braconidae
Product: rho guanine nucleotide exchange factor 10-like protein
Exons: 11
Coding region: 1720-7047 (1775 amino acids)
Biological process (GO): positive regulation of stress fiber assembly; actin cytoskeleton organization
Molecular function (GO): guanyl-nucleotide exchange factor activity; protein binding
Source: RefSeq, a predicted model, not a curated record
GAAACUAAACUAAACGGCAAACGUACCGGGGUAAGACCGAGACCAAUACGCUGAGCAGUACGAAAUCAAGAGCCAGAGCUGGCCAGAGCAAGACCAAGACGACGAUCACGACUCAGCCAAACGUUAAAAGUCCAUUCCUUGAAGCCGACACAGAAGACCCAAGACAGAAGAGGAAGAACAAGUACAAGAAGAAGAGAGAACCAAACAGACUUACCACUUACACACUUAAAAUUGUUGCUCGUUUUUCUCUCUCAAACCAACGAAAAGAACCAGCAGCCAGCCAACCGAUACGACUCCCUCACCCUUACUCACACACUCGUUGAUAUUACACACAAACUUGUUCGUUCAGUAACAGAACAGCUUGCUGCCCUGCCUCCAGUAACUCAGUUACACUCAGUUCAGUUCAGUUAAGUUCAUUUCUUUAUACAUAUAAAGUUCUCGUCAGUUGCUUAGCGCGCCGCGCGCUCACGAGACAACAAAACUUGUUGUGGAAUUUAUUAUUUUAUGUUUCCAUGCCGGUUAUUAUAACAGAGUUUAUAUUUGUGGACCGAGAAUCAAAGUACACCGGGUUCAAUGUGGAUUUAAAAUUAACAGAAAAAAUAAAAAUGGUAAGAAUCUCAAGACUUAACUUUGGAGUUGAGUAACUACUCAGUCGCGUGCCACAAAUUAAAUUUAUCACUGUCUAAAUGUUAUCGUAAACAACAGUUACAAUUAUCAUUCAAGACCAUCUUCGUAUGGGUGACAAGUUUACCAAGUGGUUACUAAUAGUGAUAGUUUUAUAGAUAAAAAAAAAUAUUAUUUAUUUUUAAAAGUCCUGAUAAGUAGGAUCUGAUAAAUCGAAGCUUGGUUUUUACUGGUAAUAUUGUGGAGUUUAAUUGAAUGAGAAGAAGAUUGGAGAGGAAAAAAAUGGCUAAUUUUCGAGUGGUUUGUAGCUAAAAAAGCUGGAAAAGGCUGGCAAGUGAACUGCUGUGUGGGGCAAUACAUACAAGUGAUUCGUUUGUUCACUUACUUACUUACUUACUUACAUACAUAUACAUAUAUGUAUGUAUAUAUUUAUACGUUGGUUGGUUCGUGAUAGUUGGCCUCACUCUUGCAAGCAUUCAUGGGAGAAUAACCGAGUGGAACGGGGAGAGUAUAGGAGCUGAGCGAUACGACCAACAGUUGACCGGUCUCGAGAGGCGUGCGUGCUCGUGCUCGUUUAUUCCUAACAAUGGAUGAACGCAAAGCUAUCUUCUGAGUUCUGACACUCGGUUGAGAGAAAGAGUUUGUGGUGGUACUUUUACUGAUGCUCCUGAUCUGAUGCUGGAGAAGCUACCAAUACAGAGAUAAAACGGUAGUUUAAAUAAGUUUAAAGAAGAGAUAAUAGUUUUAAGAAAGACAAGGACAACAAGACCAAGAAGGAGAAGGAGAAAGAAGAUAAAAGGAGCGGAGGAGUGAAACAAAAAGACAGACAAGUAAUAAGAGAGAUUAUUGUACUGGUUGAUGGGAAUGUUUGCGACAGUGUGAUCAGUGAUGCCUAUUCUUGGAUAUAAUUUAAUCUCAUGGAACUGUAGCAAGUGGAUACUUGUGAUGAAUCAUUUUAUUUAAGUGAUUAUCAAGUCAUUUUUUAAAAACCCACGUGUUUAUUAAUUUAAAUACAAUUGAUGGAAAUAAUGAUGAUGAUGGUAAUGAUGAUGGUGUGUAAUAUGUUUUAUAAUUGAUUUAAACAAUUGUGUAAAAAUGAUGGCUUCGCCAGCAAGCCCUAAUUAUUCUGGUGGCCCUGUUGGGACAACAUCUCGUUGUAUUAAUUUGGAGUUUCCACCUCCACCGCCUUAUCCACCGCCGAUCGUUGCUAAUCAACUACAUCAACAUCACCCUCAGGUACAUCCUCAGCAUUCGUUACACCAACAUCAGGUGCAACAUCAACAGCAGCAGCUGCAUCAUCAGCAACUGCAAUUACACCAACAGCAACAUCAACAAUUGCAAUUACAACAACAGCAGCAGCAAAUUCAACAUCAACAACCGCAUGCUCAGCCGCAGCAGAUUAUUCAGGAUUAUUCGUAUGCUUGCUAUGAAGCCGGUCCAAGCAGCAGAAUCUCCCUCCUCUAUCCCCAUCAGUGUCCCCUAAUGGAAGAACCGUCAAAUCAUCAAUGGGCUUAUCACCUGCAGCGCCAGCCACCUGUUCGGGACCCAUCUAAACGACACACCUAUGUCACGCGAUAUGGAACCGAAGAAAAUAUCUACGAGGAAAUUUCCGAGAUCAGUAAGCAAUGCCGAUAUGGAUUGAGUGAUUCGCAUCGUUCAUUGGUCGCCGAGGAAGUUCGUAGAGUUCAGUCACGUCAUCGUCGAGUCCUUGGCGAGCUAAAUCUCAGCGUCGAGGCGAUGCUGAUGCCCACUACGGCUGAGGAUAAUGAGAAUGAGGAUGAUAAUAAUACGGCGAACGAAAAUGAAGAGGUCGAGAUGGGACGAUGCGCCGUUGGCAGCAACAGCAUUAACAGCAGCAUCACCAACAAGAGAAUUCCAUCCUCAGCAUUUUUAUCAUCCCAGUCCCAGCACCAUGAGGAUACCAUACCCUCGUCCCAUCAUUUUGUCGGCUGUGACCUGGACAGCGGUUUCAGUGGGAGUUCUAGCGCCAGCUACAGAUCAGGUCUCGGUUCGUUGAGAAGAGAAUGGGAAAAAUCGUCAAUAGCUUCGACCUCAUGUACAAAACUUAUCGGUAGUAGCCAUCAACAGAAUCGUAAAACAAAAGCGUCAAUGAUUUGGAGAAAAGGCUGGAAAGGAUGGAAAAAGUUACAAGUCUUUCAAACUAAAAUUUGUGAUGAGCCACGAUCGAGGUGUCAAUCUUGGGACGACGUAGGAUCUCCACCCAACAGGAUGGAGGCCGUUCUCAAGCGGCAGUCUCAGCAGCAACAGCAGCAGCAGCCGCUCGAGUCAACGAGUUCAAAUGUAUCCGCGCAUUCCGUUAAAAGUGAAGACUCCUGGUGCUCUGCCUCUGAUCACGAGCACUCGUCCGACGACGAUGAAAGUGAAAAGAGUAAUAUCAGUAUAAAAAGUAAUUGCCAAUUACGAAAUACCCUUCACAAAGCUAAAACACUCUGCGACAAAUGGAGAUCACAAAAUAUAAGACUGAGUAGUACGGGAGGCGGCAGUGCUGGUGUAGGUCCUGCUGUUGGGAGUACGACGGAAUCACUGGACUCGUCAGCGGGACAAGGACGAUUGUCAAGGUGGUUUAGCAUUCGUCGUGGAUCAACACAGCAGUAUGACGUUGAUUCCUCGUCCUCGGACACAUCUGCAGUGUCAAUAUGCAGUCCAAUAAAACAACAGCAGUCAUCAACGCCAAUGCACUCAUCACCGGUGGCACCAAUUGCCUCACCAAUGUCCCGACUAGUCGAGGUAGAGGAAGAGAGUUAUAUGACGGGCAAUAAUGCGGUAACGGCGUCAGCGGCAGCUGCUGCUAUAAUGCAAUUUCAAUGUAUGCACCACCGGCGUCAAGCGCCACCGACAUUACCACCGGCACCACCAAAUUUAACACCUCAACAGUUAAAACGACGUCACAUUGUCGCGGCUAUUGUACACUCGGAGAAUAGUUACGUGGCGACAUUGCAGAGGCUGGUAAAUGAUUACAAAAAACCACUUGAAGAAUCAUCUCCACCGGUUUUAAGUCAAAGUAAAAUCACAACUUUAUUUCAUCGUCUACCUGAGAUACUUCAGUGUCACACGCUCUUCCGAAUAGCUCUCGCAGAAUGUGUGCGCUCGUGGGACAAAGAUGAGAAGUUGGGUGACGUCUUUGUUGCGAGUUUCAGCAAAGCCAUUGUUCUUGACAUCUACAGCGGAUUUAUAAACAAUUUUUCCGUGGCGAUGGAUCUCGCUAAGCAGGAAUCAAAACGCAAAACGGCUCUUGCUGAUUUUUUUAAGGUAAAGCAAAUUAGUGCGCACGAUCGGUUGUCCUUUUUCGGGCUGAUGGUGAAGCCUGUUCAGAGGUUUCCACAAUUUAUUCUAUUUCUCCAGGAUUUACUGAAGCACACGCCUCAAGGACAUCACGACAGAAUGUCACUGCAGUUGGCGUUGACUCAAUUGGAGAGUUUGGCGGAAAUGUUGAAUGAGCGAAAACGUGAGGCUGAACAAUUUCAAGCUUUCAAAGAAAUGCUACGUCAUGUAUCCGGUAAAUUAGCUCACCGACCGCUUUCAUCCUCCUCACGUUAUCUUAUAAGAGAGGACAAUGUUACGCAAUUAGAAUUUAAUCAAAAUGGAAUGAUAACUAAAUCUAAAAGACGUAGAUUGUUAUUGUUGAAUGACUUGGUGGUCUGCGUAUCAGUCGCUCCGCGGUCUAUCGAGGACUUCUCAAGUAGCGAGAGACUUACACUUAAGUGGACGUAUCCGGUGUCCGACAUCGAGAUACAAGACACCAGUACCUCGCCGACAUUGAGUCGUUUACUUACCGCGGGAUUGAACAAAGGCGGCAGUUUGAAGUCGGAGAAAAAUUUCAGCAUCAAUGAGAGCAGCAGUCAAGCGGGUGCCGAUAGUCUUUGCGCGGAGAUGAACGAUCUGAUGCAUGACUAUGAGGUCAUGUCGAGGAUAAGUGAUUUAGUGACGCAACUCAAGGGAACCUAUGAGGGAAUGACAGUCGCCGCAACAAAACUUAUCCUACAGUCAAUCCAGUCGUCGAUUCAGCAGAAAGAUGAGGACAUGAUCUGGGCAGACAGCUGUUGUCUUCAGUUGAUGACUAAACAAGGACAGAUGUACACUUUCCAGACGGACAAUCCACUAGUCAAAAAAGAUUGGAUAACAGAGCUGAGAUUAGCUCAACUGGCUCUAGAUCCAAACAAUUCACCGUCAUGGGAAGUACCUGAACAAGAGCAAAGACCUUCAACAAAAAUGCCCCUGUUUGUUAGCUCACAGGCAGUCUACCACUCGCAAUAUAAAUCAGAAGUACGCUGUGGCUGCUACUACUCGACUCAAAAUUUGCGAGCUGUAAGACGAAGGAGUUCGCGAAAUCACGUGAGUUAUUUGUGGAUUUGUACCGGGGACGGAGUAUCCAGUCACGUCACGGUAUUUGGCCAGUCAACUUCGACCGCAUCUUCAGCUAUUUCACUGAAGAAAGUCAGCACUUUUGACCUAGUUGAGACCCGAGUUGCUGCUGUCGAGUUUAUCAAGGGCAUCGACGAUCCCGAGUCGUGUAAAGCCGGGGAUCAAGUAUGGAUGGGAACAGAUUCACGUAAAAUAAUUGUCUACUCGGCACCUGAACCGGAAAAACAAGAACAGCUUGGAAACUAUCCCGUCUCAGGAUCUGUUAUACAGAUAAAGUAUCACUGUGAUAAUGUCUUUGUGGCGCUUGGAAGUGGAUCAUUGCUGAUAUUCCGUCGUAAUGUUGAUGGCACCUGGAUGAUGACCGAACCCUCGGUGAUUUGUUUGGGUCCAGAUCCCGUGGCUUGUUUGAUGCCAAUAAAUAAUACCGUUUACGCAGCCUGUGGAAAAAAAGUAUGGGUACUAAAAGGAACCUCUGGGGAGGUAAUUAAAAGUUUCAGUGUUCAGCAUGAGCACGUUGGUAACGUUCACUUGAUGGCACACUCGGGAGUCGGACUUUGGGUUGCUCUUAAAAAUUCAAGCACCGUUUGUCUCUAUCACACCGAGACAUUCAAGCAUCUACAAGACAUAAAUAUCGCGUCUAAUGUUUUACGUGUCACCAAGACAUCUAUUUUAGAUCGUUUGUCCAAUUCCAAUACUUACGGAGACAAUAUUAAUAAUAAUCAUAACAAUAAUAAUAGUAAUAGUCAUAAUAAUCAUCAAAAUUCACAGAUGAAUGUCAGCGUUACGGCUCUUAUGGCAUGCAAAGGAUUGCUCUGGGUGGGCACUAAUGUCGGUAUCAGUCUUACUAUUCCUCUGCCACGACUCGAGGGCGUUCCUAUCAUCAGCGGACGUGUUAAUAUUUCUUAUCACGCUCACUUUGGACCUAUUACGUUUUUAUUGGCAAUUCAGAGCAACAAAUGCAGCGUCAAUUCAUCAAAGGAAGAGGAGCACGUUCAGUAUACGGCUAGUGACAAUAUUGAAAUAGAGCAGCAUCAGUUACGGCCGCACAACCGGCAAGACGAUGAAAUAACGAGGAAACGUCAAGAAUACCACCGGGCUAGUUUGAAUGAAUCAUCAGCGGCUUCAACGGCUUCGUCUUCCUCAUUUUCUUACAAUGUUGAUAAAUUGAAACAACAAUUAGCCGGUAGUCCAGUUGCUUUGAGACGUAAACGGAACAAGGAAAAUGAUUUUCGUGCAUCAAAAACAUUACCACGAGGAUUUGGUGGUGGUUUGUUAUCAAAUAAUCCAUCAGCUACCGCAUUAUUAUCAAAUUCAAUAGCAAGUUCACAGAGUUCCGGUGAAAAUUGUGACGUCUACGGUCUUUAUGGUGAAUUAAUGUACGUAAAAGAUUAUGAAAAUGACACUAAUUCUGGUAUAGAUCCAAUUUACGAGAGCUUGAGACGCAGCGAUCCUGAAUUGGCAGCUAUUCCUAAUAAAGUAAACACUCUGGACCGCAGACUAAAGAUGAAAAUUACGCGUCCGCGAUCACUUGACUUGUCCAACUGGUCAGUUGACUCUCAUGCCAGCUCUCUCUACACGUCAUCCGGCUCCGAGGAAAAUCUAUCAAAAACCGGUAAAUUAUCUCGAAACAGCAGCACAGCAAGUGGCGGCAAUACAACUGGUUACAAUCUCGAGCCUCUUAUUACCAGCAGUACUCCAAUCACCGGCACUGGCGUCAACGUAAACGCAAUGACUAUCAACGGAGGAAAUAGGGGUAAAGACAACACCGCAAAUCCACAGACGAAAAUGAAUACCGUGAAAAAAGCCAGCAAUACAAACAAACGACAGCAUCAAGGUAAAAUCCAGCAACAGGCGGAUCAACCCAAGCGAACUGUCCUGACUCUGAUGGGUGGACGUGGUUACGUUAACUGGCGACAGCUUAAUCCAGCGUCAGCUACACCUCAGCCGUUUAUCGGUGAAAAAAAUUCAAAGGCCAGCUACUCAUUUAAAGAACCCAAUAGCAAUGACGCUCAUAUCGUACUGUGGGAAAUGAAAUUGUGAUCGACGUUAUGAUUAAACCAAAUUAUUUAUAUCAAUUAAUUUAAUCAGCUCUUCAUUUUGGUGCUUAAUUACUGACGCAAAGUAUUUACAUUUUUUAAAAUCGUACGAAUCUCUUAUAUAUAUUUGUUUUUUUUUUUUUUUACCAGUUACUGAACGUACCAAUUUUUUUAGUAUGAAAUGUUUACCUGAUUGCAUAUAAUUAAUUUUCUGUGAAGAAUCUCGUGCCUCUUGAUAAAUAUUAACAUUAAAAAAAAAAUAAAUGUUAUUAUAUAUAUUGUAAUAAAUAUUUGAAUAGUUUAUUGAAGUAAUAAAGUAAUUAUAGUUAAGAUAUGUAAGAUACACUAAAUUGAGAGGACAAUUAGAGCCUCGCCAAAGAAAAUUAAUUUAUUAAUUGUAAUUGGUAUAUUAUUAAUCAAAUUAUUAUUAUUAUAUAUUAUAUAUAUAUAUAUAUAUAUAUAUAUAUAUUGGAUGAAUAAUUAUUAUUGCAUAUCAUAUCAAGUUGAAUUAAUGACGCAAGAUAGUAUAAGAAAAAUUGUUUUAUACACAUAUAUAUAUAUAUAAAUAUAUAUAUAUAUGUUCAAAUGUUUGCCUAACUGGUGCCAUUAUCAAUAACUUUUUUUUUUUCUUAAAAGUAUUUAAAAGAGUAUCAUUGUUCGAUAAAUUUAUAAAUUUAAUUACAAUUAAGUGCAAGUUAAUUAAUUUAAUUAAAAAUAUAUUGAGGGCAUCGUUGGGAUAUUACAGGCAUGUUCUUCCAUUCGGCCUUGUUAGUUUACAUAUAUAUAUUUAUAUAUUUAAGUAUGAUAAAAUGUUUAGAAUUUUUACAUUUUAUAGAAGUUGUCACUUAUUGAUAUUUGAUUAAAUUUAACACAAAAUUUAUUAAUUUUUUUUUCAUGACCGCCAUAGAUGACAAAAUGCCAUUUUGAUAAUCGCUUUUUAUGGGAACAAAGAGAAUACUUAACAGAAACUAUUGAUAUAAAUUGAAAUAUUGAUUACUGUCGAGUUAACGAGACGAAAAAAAUAGGACAUAUUCAAUAAUUGAUAUAAAAUUAGUUUAUAUUGAUAUAUAUAUUUAUAUGUGAUAGAUUAGUGGAAAUUAACGUCAGUUACCCAGCAGUGAUCAAAUUAAAUUGUAACUUUUUUUGUCCGUGGUCGGAUGUACCGCAAAAUUAUAAAAUUUAAUAAAAAUUAAUUAGGAAUUGUACAA